This is a messenger RNA of Thecamonas trahens ATCC 50062, 1355 nucleotides long. RefSeq names its product F-box only protein 9. NCBI's taxonomy places the organism in Eukaryota, Apusomonadida, Apusomonadidae. Gene Ontology annotation, molecular function: protein binding. The record is from RefSeq and is a predicted model, not a curated record. Gene Ontology annotation, cellular component: SCF ubiquitin ligase complex. Bases 1 to 1323 code for a protein of 440 amino acids. The transcript has a single exon. Gene Ontology annotation, biological process: SCF-dependent proteasomal ubiquitin-dependent protein catabolic process.
AUGGAGUCUGAACUUGAUCAGUUCCGGGAAGAGUGGUUGGCGGAGCUCAACGAGUCGCAUGCGGUCAAUCGCGAGAUUCUGGCCGAGGAGACGGCCGACGAAGCGCGGCUGCGGCAGGCUCACGAGCUCUUCUGCCGAGCUGCCGCGCUCGAGCGGUCGGGCCAGGUCACCGAGGCCAUGCACACCUACCGCGAGGCGUUUAUUCUCGACCCGGACGUCGACGUCUCGAACCGCCAUGCCUAUGCCCAGGCGCGGGCGGCGGCGGCGGAGGUGGCCAUGGCGGGCAGAGACGACGGCGGUAUGCCGGCUGACGCCAGACCGGCAACAUUGGCCGACGACGACGGGCGAGUCGAGAGUGGGUGCGACGGCGAUGCAGGCGACGGCGGGCAAGAUUUGCUUGCGCACAUCUUGUCAGGCGAGGCCGGACGAGUGGCGCUGAGUCACGAUGAUGCCGACGGCGGCGACGAAGGGUGUGCUGGCAGUGGGCUUCGGCUUGGUGACCUACCUCUGGAGCUCUUGCUUGAGAUCCUCAAGUGGCUGGACGUGGCAUCACUGGAGUCGAUUGCGCGUGUGUGUCGGCUGAUGUUUGUGCUCUCGCGCGACAAUGCGGCGUGGCGAGAGCGGCUGCAUCGAGUGUCCAAGCCGGUGCUUGCGCGGCUGCUGCCGCGAGUGGGCUACUCGUGGCGGACAGCACUGGCGUGUUGUCCGCUGGUGCGGACGGGCGGACUGUACAUUUGCCGUGAGACGUACUACCGGCGUGGUGGGCAGCGAUGCCGCAACGGGACCAUCUUCGAGCCGAUGUACCAGUGCGUGUACUGGCGGUAUCUCCAGUUCCACGCAAACGGCGAGUUUGCCUCGCUCUGCACGCCAGAGCACCCGUCGCGGGUGGUACGGUGGCUCGGAAGCAGCUGGACAAUUGGCGAGGAUGGGGCCGAGGGCCGCGGAGCCGGAGGCCGGUACGCGGCGGCCAAGCACAGCAAGUCGCGUCCGCUGCGGACGGGCAGCUUUGUGCAGAGGGAUGGGCGGCUCGAGGCGACGGCACAAGACUCUACAGGCAGCGCAGGGUCAUCGACCAGCCGGACCGCCGAGUUUGUCUUCCGCAUGCGGCUCAAGCGGUUCGGCCGGCCGGCGACGGUGUCUGCGGCGCGGACGCCGGCGCAGGUGUGGACGCUCAACGCGGGCAAGAUCGUGCUCGAGUCAUACGCGGCGCACCACCCGUCGGGCAAGGUCACGCCGUACCUUAACAAGCCGCAGGAGUACCACUUUGUCUCGUACGACGAGCUGGCGCGGUUGGAAGAGGCGCCUGCGCCGGAGGAGUGGUGAGCAAGGUUUAAUAAGACGAUGUCGAUGACGCC